Messenger RNA from Caenorhabditis angaria, 3847 nucleotides. NCBI's taxonomy places the organism in Eukaryota, Metazoa, Nematoda, Chromadorea, Rhabditida, Rhabditidae. The record is from the annotation of a GenBank genome assembly.
AUGGGUUGUUUGGCCAUAAUAAUAUUGGCCGCAGUUGGAGCAAAUGCCAUUUCUUUAUCGAAAAAUGCAGCUGGAGGUGGAUGUCUUGAUCUAAUGUGCCCAGAUACAUCAAUGCAUUAUGGUAGGAUUGUUUCAAAUUUUUUGAUUAUGAAAUUGGUCAUUUUUAGGCCUCCGAAAUUUGGUCAACGAUGACACUUUGAAAACCGAUGCGUGUGUUUCUUGCGAUCAAUGUACGGAAAAUGGUUACAGUGUCUGUUUAAGACAUCGUGAUCAAUCGAGAGCAACUCGAACAUCACAUGGUGGAUGUAGUUGUUCACAUCAAUUACCAGCAAAUUGUCAUACUGAUACUAAUCAGCGAACACAUCCAGCUAAUAUUACAAUGCAGCAAUUUCAAACAUGUUUCAGUGAUGGUAAUUUUUCAUUUCAAUUUUUAAUCAGAAUUUUUAAAAAUAAGAUCUGAAAAACUACAGUAAUUCAAAAAUUACAGACAUUUUUUUUAAAAACAAAUUUCGUUCGAAUAAAAUAAAAAUUUACAUAUUUUUCUAGUUAUCCAACGUCCACCAAAACCAUUAGCUGUCAAUGAAAACUCGUCAAUUGUUGUUACAAUCGAACCAUUCUGGCUCGAACCAUACUGGAGAAAUUUGAAAGUGACAAACUUGAAACUUCACUACAAAUUCAAUGUCAAGAAUCCAGAAAACUGCGAAGGUGAACUCGAAACUUCAGCAAGUGGUGUUCAUACUUGUGUAGCUAAUGUUGAUGUUGAUAUGACGGAUAGUGAAGAGAAACCAGCAACGAAGAAUGAGGUUGAAGAUGAUUAUGAACAUAGUGAUGUAAGUUUUAUUCAUCUAGAUAUACCAAAUGAUCUCGAAUUUAUUUCAGAAUUACGAUCAAUAUGAUGACGACUUGCCACCUGAGGUUCAAUUUGAUCGUGAUGUUUUCUUCGGUGCUCAUGAACUUGAAACCUAUUACACCGCAAAAGUUGAGAGAUCAAGAAUUCUCAAUGUGUUGACAAAGAAAAUCUAUGACCUUGAUUAUACCACCGAAUCUGAACAUUUGAAAUUCGAUUUGAAGCCAGAACUCUAUGAAGAAAAUAUUGCACAGGAUACUCCUUUGAGCGAAAAAGUAACAUCAACCACAACUGAAAAGGCUCCAAAGAAAGAAGAAUCAAAGAAGGAAAAUGAGAAAGAGAAGGAAAAAGUGAAAGAAGAAGAAGAUGAAGUUAUUGAAAGUGUGACUGAAUCUGAUGACAGUGCAACCAGCGAAGAAAGAGGGGGAACUGAUUUCUUCGAAGAUGAGAAAAAGAAAGAAUCGAAAGAAGAAGCUGAAGAGAGAGAAGAUGAAGUUGUUGUUAAUUUGGCUGAUAUUGAACCAACUAAACUUAAAUCACAAGAAGCGGCAAAGAAUGCAACUUCGGUUGAGGAAAGUGGAGAAGAAGAAGAAGGAGACGAGGAGGAGAAAGCCUCCACAACCACUGAAGCUGGAAAAGAAUCAGAAGAUGAUGGAACAACUGAAAAACCAGAAUCAUCUUCGGAAGAAAAUGAUAAAGAAGAAGGAGAUGAUGAAGAAACAACCACAACAGAAUUGGUCGAAGGAGAAACAGAAAGUGGUGCUGAUUCUGAAGAAGAAUCCGAGUCGAACAACGAGACAAGCUUCAUUACAAGAAUCACAGAUAGUUUCGAUUUCCCAAGAGUUCGUCUUGUUUUCCUCAUCACAUUGGCAUCUUUUAUUCUGUUCAUUCUAAUUAUUAUCUGUCUUUUCUAUCGAGACAAAUAUUGUUGUUGCAAGGUAUGUGAGGUUGAAAAAAAAUUACAGUUGAAUUUAGAUACAUUUACAAAACAUGUAGAAAUUCCUUGUAGAGAACAAUUUUAGCUUCCAUCCAUACUUUAGAUUUUUUAUUCUUGUAGAACUGAAACUGAAUGAUCCAUUUUUACUCGAAAAAAACUUCAGAACAAGAUUUGGAGCUACAAAAAACAAGAGCAAACCACAGAAAAUAACGUGCCAGUUUUUGUUUGCACAGUCUCAUGUUGCUUCCAGAUCUUUGAGACUUGGAUGUUUUUUUUUCAAUAAAAAAUAAAUUGGAUAACCCUCAAACAAUACGUCAUAUUUAAUUUUUACAGAGCAAAUCCACAAAAUCGGCCAAUGGUUAUCGCUAUUCAUCAGCCAAUGCUCCACCAUCAACCGAGUUGGUGAGUCGAGAGAAAGAGCAUCUUCGACAAUAGACUCAUUACACACCAAUCAAUUCUUAACAACACUUCAAAUACGGUUCUUCUCUCCUAUUAUUCUUGUUUUAUACAUUUGAAUUAUCUAAAACACACCACAAUUUGUAUGCCCCCCUUGUAUCGAUCAUGACUAAUCAAUUAAUUGUACACAUACCAGAAACACUUCCCAACUCUUUUUUAAAUUUUUGAACUUUUCGGUGACCGUUGUUGUAUUUUGCAUAAUAAUUAUAAUAAUAUAUAAUUUUGAUGAUGAAAGAGAUAUAUUUUGAGAUAAAUAAAGUUUUUGAAUUAUUAUUCUUGUAUGAUAACGUGUCACCGAAGGAGCACAAAUAAUUGCAAUUUUAAUGGUGUUUCAGAAUCCAAUGAUUUCACGAACAACAUCUGUGGGUGGCGGUGGAAUUGAAGAAACUGAAAUUCUUGAUAAUUUCCGAAGUGUGAUAGGUUCAGCAACAACAUUCAAUCCGAAUAAAGUUGAAAUUGGAAUAUCGGUUGGAAUGGGAAGAUUUGGCCCAAUAUACCGUGCAAUGUUCAAUUCUUAUAAUGGAUCUGUUCACGAUGUUAAUAUUUAUCUUCUCAAAAGUAGGGAUGAUUUUUGGGAUUAAAAAAAUAUGUUCGAAGUUACAGAUGUUAAUCGAUUACCUGAUGAUCAAAUAAAUGAGUUGACUACUUUAUUGAAGGCCAAUGUAUCCGCCGGUGCUCAUCCGAAUGUUGUUUCACUUUGUGGAGUUACUCAAGCUGGACCAGGUAAUUAUAAUUACUAAAAAUUAACUCACAAAAUGCCCUGACAGCUAGCACGUUUGCCAGCUCGCAGACAGCGUCUGCGAGCUGGAAAAAAAUCCUAACUUGAUCUUGUAUUCAAAAAAUCUCAUAUUCCACAUUGCAGACACGAUGUUGAUGUGGGAACCAUUACAUCAACCAACCCUUCAAGGAGUUCUGCGAGAAAGUAGAUGUGCUCGAUUUGGAUCCGAACCUUUUAAUUUCGCAAGUUUCUUGAGUUCAGAACGCCUGGCUACAAUGGCCAUCGGAUGUUGUACUGGAUUAGACCACCUUCUCAAAAAGAAUGUAUAUCCUAGUCACAUUUCUACUUCAAAUGUGUUGGUUGCUGAACGCGGAAUCGUGAAAAUCGGCGGUUUUGGUUUAGCCGAUCAUCACGCUCUGAACAUGGAACAUUCACCAAUAAAAACCCGUUGGCAAGCUCCCGAACACUUCAAAAAUCAGCCGAUGUUAAUUGGCGAAUCAACAAUCAUCUGGUCAUUGGGAGUUGUUUUAUGGGAGAUAUUCUCAUUAGGUGGAACACCAUUUGUCAGUCUUCGACAACUUCAAACAUUUAUUGAUAGUAUGCGAGAUGGAAGUGCAAAAUUAGAUGAUAUUCCGUAUUGCGGAGAGGCUGUUUCACAAUUAUUAUCCACGUGUACUUCUCAUACACCCGAAGCUCGAGGUGAUAUUCGAACGAUUAUACGACGAUUAGAAUGUAUUUCUGCUGAUGCGAAGGUUAGUGGGGAUUUUUUGAAACUAAUUUUCAAUAAAACGUUUUAUUGCAGGCUCAAAUAAAUUUGGCAUACCGCGAAGAUUUUCCCUACUUACCGAUUGUUACACAACUCGAACAACAAGUUGAAGAAGAAUUUUAG